Molecule: messenger RNA, 1005 nt
Organism: Penicillium canariense
Lineage: Eukaryota; Fungi; Ascomycota; Eurotiomycetes; Eurotiales; Aspergillaceae
Exons: 1
Coding region: 1-1005 (334 amino acids)
Source: RefSeq, a predicted model, not a curated record
AUGGCGGACCCUACCCCCGCGGAAGCUGAGCCUGCCGAGCCUUCUCCGGAUGACAUGACAUACGUGGAGGUCACCAAGCAUGCGGAACGGAUCCUUUCGCGCUACAAGAACGAGGAGACAACCUUCAAGCCCUGGGAAGCGAAAGUCGUCUGGGAAUACUGGCGGAGUUUUGAGAUGAUGGGACUUGUUCCUGGAGUCACGCUCCUCAAGUUCAUGCAGGAUGUUGUCAUUCCUUUCGCAUCUUCUCGAGUUGACUCCAGGCUUCAGAGAUAUACGCGCUACGACAAAGCCACCGGCGCGGACAGGUCCAAAACUUACAAAAUUGAGGGUAUCCCAGACCAGGGACCCAGCAUUGUGUACCGCAAAGGCAAUCUGAUGACAAAGGCAAAGGUGACAAAGACAGCCGACCUACACAGUUCCAAAACUGCGGAGGACCCUAUUGCCCAGAGUCGUGCAAAGCAAGGCAAAAAGCCUCCACAUUCAGAUCUUCCAGAGCGUACAAAAGAAAAAGUUGCUACCGAACCUACUUCUCGUUCAGCCUCCGUUGAACAAGUUAAAGAGACGAAGCAGUCUUCUAAGGGUUCAGAAUCUACCAUUGCCGGCAAGGAACUACAGCACGUGCCGUCAGCGCCAGCUCCAGUUCGCAACAUCCCAAUCGCCCAGGCCGAUGACGAGGUCCUUAAUGUGCCCAUAUCCAGUUCGAAGUACGUCGUUCACGGGUCUCUCCCUGCCCCGAUCGCUAAUCGGGUUGACGGACAUCCGGAUCUGAUUAAAAUCGACUGCUACGGCAAAGAGGAGAUCGUGAGUAUGCGAGAUUUGAUUUCGAACAACCAUCUUCUCCAAUCCACGGUGGAGUCUCUCAAUACAACGGCAGCCUCAAUGCAGGCCAUCAUUGAGGCCCAGAAAGCCAGGAUCGACGUUUUGAUGCACCAUGUGGCAGGGCAGAACGCCAAGAUCAAGAGCCUAACCAGCCAACUCGCGCUUCCAGUCAAAUCGGACAAAUAA